CCACGCUCUUCAGUCGUCAGCCACCUUUGCCAUAUCCAUAGCGACAGAUCGCAAGGGAAAUUCACUGGUUGCAAGAGAGAAGUAUCCAGUGGACAAGGCCAAGAGCUGGCACCGUGGCAAGCCGUAGUGGCGUCGAGAAGGUUCGCCGAGGAGUGUCCCCAGGUCGCGAGCGGUGCCCGUCGCUUGGAUCGACUGUGCACUACUGCGGCGCCAGACGGAUCGCGCAGGUCGUUAAGGGCAGUCAGGAUUAAAGACUGGUCACCAUGGCGGACGUGUACUCCUCGUAUGUGGCCGAUCAGAUGGACGCGGAUGGCGUCAAUGGGUUUCUUGGGAAUUCCAUGGGAGGAGAUGGCUUCACGCAGGCAGAGAUGGGAUCAGAGGAUGAUAUCACGCAGGAAGACUGCUGGGAGAUCAUCCGCGCCUUCUUCGAGGAGAAGGGCCUCGUGAGGCAGCAGCUGGAUAGUUUCAACGACUUUCUGGGGACGACGAUGCAAGAGCUCGUCCAUGAAGUCGGACAGCUGACACUGGAGCAAGCAAAACAGUACACUGGCCAGGAGGACGAUCGCACUAUUCGUUACGAGAUUGGGUUCGGUCAGAUCUAUUCGUCGCUUCCAAAGCAGACUGAGGACGAUGGUGCGACUGCUCCAAUGUACCCUCAAGAUGCACGCCUCAGGAAUCUCACGUACGCUGCCCCCGUCUUCCUCGACAUCACGCAGCGAAAGUACAUCAAGAUCGAAGAUGCCGAUGACGAAGAGGAGUGGGAAGAGGUCACCGAAUCUCAGAAUCCUACCCAAAAGGUCUUUAUCGGCAAAGUGCCCAUCAUGCUGCAGUCCAAUUUCUGUCGUCUCACCAAUAUGGACGACGACCGAAAAUACUUAAAGGACGAGUGCCCUUACGAUGAGGGUGGCUAUUUCAUUAUCAAUGGCUCUGAGAAGGUGCUCAUCGCGCAAGAGAGAAUGGCUGCCAAUCACGUUUAUGUCUUCUCGAAGGCGCCACCUUCCCCGAUCACGUUCCUGGCCGAGAUCCGCAGCGCGGUCGAGACUGGUGGCAAGACCAUCAGCACUAUGCAAAUCAAGCUGCUAUCCCGGACGAAGGACAAGGCAGUCAGCGGCAGCGUGAUCCGAGCUACGCUACCAUACGUCAAGUCGGACGUGCCGAUCGUCAUCAUAUUCCGCGCUCUUGGCAUUGUUCCUGACAAGGAGGUUCUCCAGCACAUCUGCUACGAUCCGAAUGACACACAGAUGCUGGAAAUGCUAAAGCCAUGUAUCGAGGAGGCGUUCAUCAUUCAGGACAAGGAAAAUGCUCUUGACUGGAUUGGGAGAAGAGGUACAGUCACUGGGCUGGCACGUGUCAAGAGGCGAGCGUACGCUCAGGAGAUUCUGCAGAAGGAGAUGCUUCCUCACAUCUCGAUGUCAGAGGGCAGCAACACCAAGAAAGCGUACUUCUUUGGCUACAUGGUUCACAGGCUUCUUUUAGCGGCUCUCGAGCGACGAGAGAUUGACGACCGUGACCAUUUUGGCAAGAAGAGGUUGGAUAUGGCUGGGCCACUGCUGGCGGGGCUGUUCCGUAUGCUGUUCAGAAAGCUCACAAGGGACAUCUACCGCCAUCUGCAAAAGUGUGUCGAGGAGAAGAAAGACUUCCACAUCUCACAAGCUGUCAAGGCUGCAACGAUCACCAAUGGACUCAAAUACUCCAUCGCCACUGGCAACUGGGGUGACCAAAAGAAGUUCAUGCAAGCGCGAGCGGGCGUAUCGCAAGUGCUCAAUCGAUACACUUUCGCUUCAACGUUGUCUCAUUUGCGUCGGUGCAACACACCCAUCGGAAGGGACGGCAAGAUCGCCAAGCCACGCCAGCUUCACAAUACCCACUGGGGUAUGGUGUGUCCGGCAGAGACGCCAGAAGGACAGGCUUGCGGACUGGUCAAGAAUCUUAGUCUAAUGUCGACGAUUUCAGUCGGCUCGCCGUCCGGACCCAUCCUCGAAUUCUUGCAGUCGUUCAACCUCGAGUCGCUUGAAGACAUGCCUAUUGCGAGCAACAAGGCGACGAAGGUCUUUGUGAACGGCGUCUGGCUGGGAACGAGCGACGAACCUGGGCAGCUGGCCGUAUUCAUUCGUGAGCUGCGACGCAAGGACGACAUCAGUGCAGAAGUCAGCAUGGUACACGAUAUCAGAGAAAAGGAACUCAGGCUGUACACCGAUGCAGGCCGUGUUCUCCGGCCGCUGUUCAUAGUGGACGAAGACACUAUGACGCUGAGGAUGAAGAGGCAUCACAUGGACUGGCUCAGAAAUAACUCCACACCCGAUGGGCAACAGUGGAAAUGGGCUGAGAUCGUCAGCAACGCCCUUAUCGAAUAUCUGGAUGCGGAGGAAGAGGAGACGGUUCUCAUCUGCAUGAGUCCACAGGAUCUUGAGGCUUCGCGGGCCUACAAUGCCAAUCCAAAGAGCUACGCUGCGCAGCACGCAUCGUCGGACCCUUCGGCUCGUCUCGUCUCGACAGCAUUCUUUGCUCCCAAGACUUGGACUCACUGCGAAAUUCACCCGGCAAUGAUCUUGGGUAUCUGUGCAAGUAUCAUUCCUUUCCCAGAUCACAAUCAAUCGCCACGAAACACCUACCAAUCUGCUAUGGGCAAGCAAGCAAUGGGUGUCUACCUCACAAACUACCAGAUGCGCAUGGAUACGAUGUCGAACAUUCUCUAUUACCCGCAGAAGCCACUGGCGACAACGCGGUCAAUGGAGCACUUGAAGUUCAGAGAGCUCCCCGCUGGCCAGAACGCUAUCGUCGCAAUCCUCUGCUACUCAGGCUAUAAUCAGGAAGACUCUGUCAUUAUGAAUCAGUCAUCUAUCGACCGUGGUCUAUUCCGCUCGCUCUACUACCGCACAUACACAGACAUGGAGAAGAAGCUCGGUGUCAUUCACCUCGAGUCCUUCGAAAAGCCGACUCGCGAUACCACACUGCGCAUGAAGCACGGCACAUACGACAAGCUCGACGAGGACGGCUUGGUUGCACCGGGGACACGUGUGUCCGGCGAGGACAUCAUCAUCGGCAAAACAACCCCGCUUCCUCCGGACAGCGAAGAGCUCGGUCUGCGAAAUGCGAUGCACGUAAAGCGCGAUGUCUCUACGCCACUCAAGAGCACUGAGAACGGCAUCGUCGAUCAGGUUUUGGUUACUGUCAGCCACGAUCACAGCCAACGCUUCGUCAAGGUCCGUGUUCGUUCGACAAGGGUUCCGCAAACAGGAGACAAGUUCGCUUCGCGACAUGGGCAGAAGGGCACCAUCGGCAUCACCUACCGUCAGGAGGAUAUGCCUUUCACCAGCGAGGGGCUCACGCCGGACAUCAUCAUUAACCCCCAUGCCAUUCCCUCGCGAAUGACCAUCGGGCACUUGGUUGAGUGUCUUCUAUCAAAGGUCGCAACCCUCUCCGGCCAAGAAGGUGAUGCGACCCCUUUCACUGACCUUACCGUCGAAGCAGUCAGCGAGAUUCUUCGCGACAACGGCUACCAAUCGCGUGGUCUGGAGGUCAUGUACAAUGGACAUACUGGGCGAAAGCUCCAGGCACAGGUUUACCUUGGCCCAACGUACUACCAGCGACUCAAGCACAUGGUAGAUGACAAGAUCCAUUCGCGUGCUCGUGGCCCAGUGCAAAUCCUGACCCGCCAGCCCGUUGAAGGUCGUUCUCGAGACGGUGGUCUUCGUUUCGGCGAGAUGGAGCGCGAUUGCAUGAUCAGUCAUGGUAUCGCCGCCUUCCUCAAGGAGAGGAUGUUUGACGCGAGUGAUGCGUAUCGACUGCACGUAUGUGACAUCUGCGGUCUGACAGCCAUUGCCAACCUCAAGAAAGGCACAUUUGAGUGCAGAAGCUGCAAGAAUCGCACGGCUGUGUCACAGGUGUACCUGCCGUACGCGGCCAAGCUGCUCUUUCAAGAACUCGGUGCCAUGGGCAUCGCAUCACGUCUGUACUAAAACUAAAAGUGUAUUUUAGCAGGUACUUCUGAUUAGACCAGCAUGCCCGC
Molecule: messenger RNA, 4009 nt
Organism: Tilletiaria anomala UBC 951
Lineage: Eukaryota; Fungi; Basidiomycota; Exobasidiomycetes; Georgefischeriales; Tilletiariaceae
Product: beta and beta-prime subunits of DNA dependent RNA-polymerase
Exons: 7
Coding region: 264-3959 (1231 amino acids)
Biological process (GO): DNA-templated transcription
Cellular component (GO): RNA polymerase II, core complex
Molecular function (GO): DNA binding; DNA-directed RNA polymerase activity; ribonucleoside binding
Source: RefSeq, a predicted model, not a curated record